AUGGCAUACACUUCAUACUUUGAAGCACUGGAAGAAUGUCAGCUAAGUUCCUUGGAGUAUCGCAGGCUCUAUAAUUAUUUGGUCUACACAUGUCAUUGUUACUACAAUGUUAAUAUUAAUAAUGAAAGUAGAUCGAAUUAUCACCGACACUUGGAGGAUUGUGGUAGAAAUAAACCAAUAGAACACAAUUUAUCUUCUGAAAAACAUAUCAAAUUCCAAAAUAUUGGUAAAACCCAAAAGCAUAGAUACGUUAUUUACGCAGACUUCGAAAGUAUUAUCAAAAAAUAUUACACACAAUUGAAUAAUCCAGAAGAAUCUUGGACUACUGAUGUUGGAAAACACAUUCCAGCUGGAUUUUGUGUUGUUUUAGUUGAUUCUUAUGAAAAAAAAAUUUAUGCUAAAAAAUCCUACAUCGGAUAUGAUGCUGCUUUAGAGUUCAACAAAUACAUCAUUGAAAUAUCUCGAGAAAUUUUGAAAUUAGGUAAUGUGAGAAUGAAACAAUUAAGUCAAAAAGAAUGGACAGAUUACAAUGAAAACAAAGAGUGUCCUAAUUGCAAGAUUAAAUACAACUCUAAAAAUAUGAAAACUACUAAAGUUAGAGAUCAUGAUCAUUGGACUGGAGAAUAUCGUGGACCUCUUUGUGGAUCUUGUAAUUUAGCGAAAAGAAAGAAUAAUUUUAUUCCUAUAUUCUUUCACAAUCUUAGAGGUUAUGACUCUCAUCUGAUUGUUGGAUGUCUUGAAAGUACUAAAUAUUUAUUUAUAAAUUACCUUCAGAGACAAAUAACUUUUAUGAUAGAAUGGAGUAACAUGACCAGUGAUAAUUUCAAAAUCAGUAAAGAUUACUAUUCUUCUUGCAAAGAAGUUGUUGAAAAAUUUGAAUUGAUGCAAAGAAAAGGUGUAUAUCCAUAUGAGUACAUGGAUUCUUUCAAGCGAUUUCAAGAAAUGAAACUACCUCAUAUUUCUUUAUUUUAUGAUAAACUCAAUGGGAAAGAAUGUUCACAAAAAGAUUAUUUAUAUGCUAAGCUAGUUUGGAAUAAAAUGAAUUGCUCUACUUUAGAAGAUUAUACUAGAAUUUAUAUGAUCAAUGAUGUCCUUCUUUUAGCUGAUGUUUUUGAGAAUUUUAGAAACUUAAGUCUCAGGGUUUAUGAGCUUGAUCCUUGUUGGUAUUUCACAAGUCCGGGAUUAGCUCGGGAUGCUAUGUUAAAAAAGACUAAAGUAGAAUUAGAAGUACUUCAAGAUGUUGAGAAAUACCUGAUGAUUGAGAAGGGAAUAAGGGGUGGUAUUGUUAAUGCUGUCAAAAGAUACUCUAAGGUUAAUAAUAAAUACACUAAUACUUUUGAUCCUUCAAUUCCUUCAAAUUAUCUGAUGUACUUAGAUGCUAAUAAUCUUUAUGGUUGGGCCAUGAAACAAAAAUUACCUACAGGAGAUUUCCAGUUUGUUAUUCAGUCUUUAAUUGAUGUUCUCAAUGAUGAGAGAUUAAAAAUAGAGGAUUAUAUUGAUUAUUUGAAAAAUUUAGGUAAAGGAUGUAUUUUCGAAGUAGAUUUGGAAUAUCCUAAGGAUUUACACUCAAAGCACAAUGAUUUUCCACUGUGUCCAGAAAAUGUGAAAAUUAAUAAACAAACUGUAAAAAAGUUGUGUAAUACAUUAUUUGAUAAAGAGAAAUAUGUUAUUCAUAAUGAAAACGUGUUGCAAUGUCUGCAAUUAGGACUAAAAAUUAAAAAGAUACAUCGAAUCCUUACUUUUAAGGAGAGUAAAUGGCUUGAAUCUUACAUUGAAAUGAAUACUAAUCUUCGAAAAACAGCUAAAAAUGAUUUUGAGAAAGAUUUUUUCAAACUUAUGAAUAACUCAGUUUUCGGUAAAACAAUGGAAAAUGUUAGAGAAAGAGUUGAUGUCCGUUUAGUUACAGAUGAAGAUAAAAUAAUAAAAUUAGCCUCAAAACCUAACUACAAAAGAACCAUCAUGUAUAACAGUGAGUUAUCUGCUGUAGAAAUGGAGAAAACUAAUAUCGUUCUUGAUAAACCGAUUUAUAUAGGUUUUGCUAUUCUAGAUCUGAGUAAGUGGUUGAUGCACGACUUUCAUUACAAUGUUAUGCAGAAGAAAUAUCGAAAUGUAGAGUUAUGUUACCAAGAUACUGACAGUCUCAUAUAUGACAUCAAGACUGAAGAUUUUUACAAAGAUGUGGAAAAAGAUAUCUAUUUUCGAAGACAUUUCGAUUUCAGUGAUUAUUCGGAAGAUCAUGUACUUCAUAGCACAGAGAAUAAGAAAGUUGUCGGAAAAUUUAAAGAUGAAUUGAAUGGAAAUAUUAUAACUGAAAUAGUUGCUCUAAAGCCUAAACAAUAUGCUUUUAAGACUCUAGAUGGUGAUGAAACUAAGAAAAGUAAAGGUGUUAAAAAGAAUGUUGUCAAGAAUGAGUUGACUGUCGAUGAUUAUAAGCACAGCCUUUUCAAUAAGACUGUUGUAUUUUAUGAUUUCUUCUGGUGGAUUCAAUCCAAAAGAAUCAAAAUAAUAAAUAUUUUCUUUAUUCUUGGAGUAGCAGACCCAAUGAGUACCUUUUCCACUAGAAGAAUCUAA
This is a messenger RNA of Caenorhabditis briggsae, 2571 nucleotides long. The coding region runs from base 1 to 2571 and encodes 856 amino acids. NCBI's taxonomy places the organism in Eukaryota, Metazoa, Nematoda, Chromadorea, Rhabditida, Rhabditidae. The record is from RefSeq and is a predicted model, not a curated record. The transcript is spliced from 5 exons.